This is a messenger RNA of Nicotiana tabacum (common tobacco), 906 nucleotides long. RefSeq lists its product as uncharacterized. The record is from RefSeq and is a predicted model, not a curated record. NCBI's taxonomy places the organism in Eukaryota, Viridiplantae, Streptophyta, Magnoliopsida, Solanales, Solanaceae.
UUUCUUUUUUUCAUAGGUUGGAUAAGAUAAAGCGACAGUUGUGAUAAACCCUCUCUAUUCCUCAACACUCCACUCUCAAGGGUUUUAGAACAAAUCUACCAGCCCCAGCUUCAUCUAGGUUUACGAAAAGGCUGAGACUGGCUCAUUUUUCUUGUAAUAGCAAUACAAAUAGAGUGCAUCAUAUGGCGAGUCUCAUAACAAUGCCUGCUUUAAGCAACUUAUCCACCAACACUAGCAGCCUAGAACGAACAAAUUUUUCUGCAUCCUCAAGGAGAUAUCGGGGAGUCAGGGCAAUGAGGACAGAGAAACCACUGGAGGAGUUGUAUAAUGUGAGAGUAGAGAGAAAUGUAACAAAAGAUCGACUAAUGGAGCUUGGAGUUCCACGAUGGUCAAUGUGGAAAACUGGCAAAUGUAAGUUACCUUGGGAUUGGCAUGUGGAUCAGCUGGUUUACAUUGAAGAAGGUGAGGUAAGGGUGGUACCUGAAGGAAGCCAAAGAUUUAUGCAGUUUGUCGCGGGAGACCUUGUUCGGUAUCCUAAAUGGUUUGAAGCUGAUCUCUACUUCAAUGACUUCUACCAAGAGCGAUAUAGCUUUCGAGCAUAUGGAGAUAGCUAGUGAAUUUAUUUCCUGCAACUAGGCUCAUAAAGAUUUAAAUUUCCCGGUUUUUGUGGUGUAGUUUACUUAUUAUAAGUUUAUUUGUUUCAUUAGCAUAUUCAGGUUGCUGUUUUUGUAAUACAAAUGGCAGAACAUGGUCUGUCUAUAUGUGUUAGUGGCCAGAUAGCAUUCAAUUUAGUAAACCUUAACUUCUCCUUGGCCCUAGAAAUAAUGUGUUGCACUGUGAUCAACUUUCUAAUCCAUCUGAGAUUGUUUUGCCCGUGUUAUAAUGGACUGCUCAGGGUGAUAAAAA